GCCUGGACGGGGUGUCCGCUGGUCGGAAUCAAACGUCGCCUCCUUCUUCAAAACUCGUUUGAGAGUAAUUGAAAAUCGAGCCUGAAGGAAAAAUAAUCGGAGUUUGUGCAUCUGGAGGAGGAGAAGUGACGUGUAUCCACUGGAGAGUCGUUCAGGAUGAACCGAGUCCCGGUACAGCGACAGUCAAAGAGGAGGCUGUCCUUGUCAAGUCCAAAUGGAACAUAGAGUGUUUGCAAUGAUGUUAGAAAUAUAGAUAAACCAGUUGUGUUAGUCGGUGUGAAAGUGUUGUAGGAUCGUAUACCUUUUGGCCUUGAUACACUAAACUGAUGGAGUACACUGACAGAGUGCUGUGUGGGACAGGGGAGGUGGAGCUAGACCCCGACAUUGUCAGUGAAGAGGCUGGAAAACUGUAUUCAGAACUACAGACGGUUAUCGAGACCCAUGGCGAAGGUGUGGUGGCGACGCUGGUGCCCAUUUUUGUGUGGGUGCUGGAGGGGCUGGCCAGCUGUAAAGCCCAGCUGAGAGACCGGGAGGAGGAGGCGGAGAGGGAGAAAGCUGAGCGAGAGGAGCUGCUAGAGAGAUACCAAGCAGAGAAAGCACUAAGGAAAGGAAGUCAAGAGAGGUAUCUGGAGCUGGAUGACCAAAUCGAGCAGGAGAGGAGAGCCAUGAAGGGGAGGGAGAAGGGGAGAGAACGACGAGAGAGGGAGCUAGAGAAGAAAGCAAGACAGCAAGCGGAUCAGUUGGUGGCCUUGGAGGAGCAGAAAGGAAAUCUAAGUAGAGAGCUGAGCUCACUGAGACAUUCUCAUAACAAGUUGGCUCUCCAGUGUCGGGAACUUCUGGAAAAGAGAAAGGAUUCUGAACGGGAUUCUCCUCUCAGGAAUCACCUGCGUUCCAAGAAUGCUGAAUCUCCAUCCCAUCAAGUUUUGUCAGAAUCCAGUGUUAAUGAGAAGAUGAUUCAAAGACCACAUUCACACUCUGGUCCCCCCCGUCUGGAGGACCUCGUGGCCAAGGAGGACAAGGCGAUUGACAUUGCAGUGAAGUCCCCCACGGAUCAGUUUAUCAAUGACAUCAUAAGCUCCACUCCUGAGCUGGCCCAGUUUCACGGCCCUGUGGAUGCAAGACAUAAAGAUGAGGAGACACCAAGAGAUGAGUCAGAAGCAAGCUUGGAGGAAGAGAUGAAGGUGGAGGAGGAGGAUAAGGGAAACAAGGAACACAUAGAAGAAGAGGGGAACAUGCAUGGAAAAGAUAAGGAGGAGGUGGAAGAAGAAGAUAGUAUGGAGUGGGAGCUUCGCAACAACGACUCUGUGUUUUCUGAACUGUCAGAGCUGAGUCGGGAUUAUGUGGAGAGUGUGGACCGCGGGGCCAGUGUCAGAGGCAGUGCGGACCAGUUUGAGGAGAUUCUUUCUCAGUAUGAGGAACUGAAAGUCACUUACGAGUUGGUAGACGCUGCCCGCAGAGCUCUGAUAUCUCGGGUAGUUGAGCUGACUGAUGACCGUUCAGCUCUGAAACUGGAACUCACCUCUCUGCAGGAAACAGUCUCUCGAUUAGAGGGGCGGGUGAAGGAGAAGGAUGACGAAACUAAAAGACUUCGUAAAGAACUGGAAUCGUGUCAACCUGAGGAUCCUGAAGCCUCUUCGCGUUACUUCUCUCGUUCGGAAAUGGCUCGUGUUGUGAUGGAGAAGAACCAGUAUAAGCAGCGUCUGUUUGAGCUGCAGGAGGCAGUGAGACAUAGUCAGACAAUCAGAGCAACAAAGGGAGAGCGGUUAACAGAGGACAGAAGUGUUUGGAGAAGGUUCAACCGCUUGUUCGGCCUGUCAAAGGAAACCUUAAUCCCACCUCCUGCGUCCGUAAUCCUCUCACCAGCUUCCCCAUCAGUCGCUCGCUCUCCUGUGAGGUCCCUGCAGCUCCCGCCUGUCACUCACACUCAGGCUGAGUCAGCCUCUCCAGCUGCUCUCUCACCUCGCGCCAGGAGGAAGGAGCUCUACAGAGAAAUCCGCACGCACAUUUGGGGAACUCUGGGAAGACGGCAGAUACAUGGCUGGAGCACCGCGCUGGCAAACAAUCAGGAUCCCCAUGAACCUGCCCCAGAGCCUAAAGAUGUGCCGGUUCUAGUGCAGCUCAGGUUGUUGGACCAGAGAGACUCCACUGCUAAGUUGAACUGUGCUGUUUCAGUCACACCUGAAGUCUCCGGCGAGGCCACGUGUUCUGUAUGGGUAGUUUCUGGUCCUGCCUCCAGCAGUGAUAUUACAGUGAUUGAUCCAGCACGCUCCAACACAGUACUGGAUAGGUUCAGCCUCCCUCCCACUGCACCCGCACUCUGCAUCUGUGCCGUGCCUCCCAUAGGUGGCACCGCAGGAACUGUGUGGAUUGGAACUCAGGAAGGAAGUAUACUGGUUCAUUCGGCUUCUGUUAGCAGGAGGGACUGUCUGCAGUCUGUUUUCCUGUCAGAGGGUGUUUAUUCACUUACCUAUUCCCAGGGUCAAGUUGUAGCUGGUUUAGCUGACGGGUCCUUGGCGUUUUUCUCACAUGGCUCAGGUGGCUGGAAUCUGCAGUCGCACUCAGUGGUGCCGCUUGGAUCAAACCCUAUGCAGCCUAUUCGCUGCUGUCUUGCAAAAGAUGGCCGCUUGUGGGCGGGAUACUGGAACAGAGUCCAUGUGGUUGACAUUGACCAAAAGAAGGUUGAGCAAACAUUCUCAGUGUCUGAGCGCAGUGAGCAGCAGGUUCGUUUCCUGUGUGCCGGUGGGAGUGGUGUUUGGACCUCAUGUCGACUUGAUCCAAUCCUCAGGCUGUUUGACUGGUUCACUGGACGGCCGCUGCAGGAAGUGGAUUUUUCAGCUUUGGCCAUUAAAACAUUAGGCCAACACUUCCUCACACUUUCGCCUCUGCAAAUCGCCUCUCUCUCUGUCAUCUCUGGUCGUCUGUGGGUGGGCACCGGAGGCGGAGCCAUUUUCUCCAUCCCAUUAUCCAUCACAUCGGCAGCUGUUUCCAUUCCAUAUUGCUCCAUUGCAUCGGCCCAGCUGUGUUACCAUGGACACAGACAAGCUGUCAGAUUCAUCAUUGCUGCACCCGGUUGUUUGAUGACCUCUCCUGGCAGCAGCACUGUAACUACCUCUCAGUUUGUCCUCAGUGGAGGAGAGGGCUACAUCAACUUCAGAAUAGGAGACGACGCGAGCGACACAUCGGAUGAGUCGACCCAAACUACGCCUCAACGGUCGGACCGCAGUCACAUGAUCAUCUGGCAGAACACCACCCCCUCUGUGCCCAGCCCGGCCCUCUGACAUUGAUUGAGGGGAAAGAUGAAUAUGACGUAGAUAUAGAAUCACCAGCAGACAACAGUGAAAAGGGUGCUUUCAUGAACUAAAUGGAAAAAAACAUCUCAGUGUGGCAGAAAAAGAGAAAGAAAAUACAGGAUUUACACUGUUUCCUUUUUGUUUACCUCAUUCAUUUUGUGUAUAUGUUGUGACUGGAUUAUGAAUGGAUGGUGCCUUCAUCUGAUUUUAUAUCAGUGUUGUAUAAUAGAUUAGUAAUUCAGCUGCUUGAUUCUCAAUAGAUCGUUUUUAACUUUGUACUAACACUGCACUCAAUCUCACUGACAAACAGCUCUUAUAAAUGUACUGCUGGUCCAAGAACCUGCAGAUUUGUCCUUAUUCCACCAUGUGACACAGGGUCUGUGGAUCAUUAUGUUAAACUUCAUCAUGUGGCUGCUUUUCAAGCUGCUGUGUAGGUGUUUGUUCUUAACUGUGAUCUGACCGUCUGUGUCUCUCAACUCUCACCUUAAAGACAAUCAGUCAGUUUUUAAAUCUGUUGACGCUGCAAUGAGAUCUGUGAUACUUUUUUACAAUAUCCAUGUAUGAACUAAAAUUGUGCCCUUCCACAUUGCAAGUGGUGUAAUUACAAAUAAGUGCACAUUAUAAAUGUGUUGAUAUCUCAUCCCCUAAAUGGAAAGUGUUACUUUCUGUCCUUAAAAUGUAUUUAUUUUCUAUUUUACUUCUUUCCUUUGUGUAUUUUAUUUGAAUGGCAUGAAAUGCUUUGGAUGUCUUAAUUUAUUUCAUAUUCUCAUUUGAUUUCAUUUAUCUUUUCUAAAAUAAGGGAGGGGGAAUUAUUUCAAGUGUCCUUUGAGGUAUUUAUGUGAAGUUAAAGGUUUAUGCACACAUGUCUUCAUGACAGCUCCUUGUACAGAGAUUAAGAUUUGAGUUGACUCAGUUGUGCCGCAACGUUAUUUUCAUCAUUAAAAUGUCUUCAGUGUCAGUGUAACUUUUA
Platichthys flesus (European flounder) is the source of this 4260-nucleotide messenger RNA. Its product is annotated as C-Jun-amino-terminal kinase-interacting protein 3. Gene Ontology annotation, biological process: vesicle-mediated transport. The coding region runs from base 327 to 3278 and encodes 983 amino acids. Gene Ontology annotation, molecular function: signaling receptor complex adaptor activity; kinesin binding; MAP kinase scaffold activity. The record is from RefSeq and is a predicted model, not a curated record. NCBI's taxonomy places the organism in Eukaryota, Metazoa, Chordata, Actinopteri, Pleuronectiformes, Pleuronectidae. The transcript is spliced from 28 exons. Gene Ontology annotation, cellular component: cytoplasm.